ACCAACACUAGAGUAAUUGGAAAAAUCGAAACCGAAAAAUCUUUUGCAAAAAGCUGAAAAAGCCGGAGUUUUUACGACCAAACAAAGAAAAUGGGCGAGCAACCGAUUUUCACCUGCCAGGCUCAUGUCUUCCACAUUGACCCGAAAACGAAGCGCACAUGGAUUACGGCAAGUAUGAAAGCGGUCAAUGUGAGCUUCUUUUAUGAUUCGUCCCGCAACCUUUACCGCAUUAUCAGUGUGGAAGGUACUAAAGCCGUAAUUAACUCUACAAUAACACCCAAUAUGACAUUUACGCAAACAUCACAGAAAUUUGGGCAAUGGAGCGAUGUGCGUGCUAAUACGGUUUAUGGUUUAGGAUUUGCCUCUGAAGCCGAAUUAACAAAGUUUGUGGAAAAGUUUCAAGAAGUGAAGGAAGCAACAAAGAAUGCAAUAAAGGCUGCGAAUGGUUCAACUGUAGUUACGCCAACAACGUCUGCUAAUACAUCGCCAAUAUCAUCGCGUAUGCAGCAAAACGAUAACACCGCCAUAGAUCCACAUACUGUGGAACCACCAAAUAUGUCCAAUACGAAUACACAAAAUGCAAACCCGGAUAGUCCAUCACAUAAGCUAUUGCCAGCAGCGGAUGUCAAACAAGAGCUGACUGCAGGUGCCUCUCCAUCACCUGCUCCAACGGCGGUAACAGUCUCCUCAAGCGGCAGUAUUGUAGGCGUACACACUGGUGGAAGUGCUGGCGCUACAGGGGAGCAGCAACUCAAAUACGAGAAUGAACGACUUAAAAUGGCACUAGCACAAAGUUGCGCCAAUGCAAAGAAAUGGGAAAUUGAAUUGGCCACGUUGAAAAAUAAUAAUAUACGCCUAACAAGUGCAUUGCAGGAAUCAACCGCCAAUGUGGACGAGUGGAAGCGUCAAUUGCACACAUACAAGGAAGAAAAUAUACGAUUAAAACGUGAUUUGGAAGUGAUUCGUGUCGGCGGAGGUGGUAGUGUUGUGGCCGGUGCUGCUGGUGGUGGGGAAAUUGCCGAAGAUUUACGACGUGAAAUUGGUUUAUUAAAAGGACGCAUCGAAUCACUAGAGAAUGAACUAAUGAGUCAAGAAAUCGAAUUACAGGCGGCAAAUAUGAGCAUACGCGAUAAAACUCUUGAUCACAAUCAAAUGGGGAAGUUAAGCGAAUUGAAUGCAUUAUUCUCCAAACAUUUAACGGAACUAUUUAGUGUACAAAAAGACAUGGAAAAUAUCAUACAUCCAGCUAAAAGCACUUGAGAUAAAGAUGUGGGCUAUUUUAAGAAGGUUUCAGGUGUAGAACAACAAUUACAACAACAAACGAUAACGAUUAGAAAAUACGGUGCUUCGGGUACGGGUGGCAGCAGCGGUGGGGUUGGUGGUGACACCGAAAGCACACUCUCCAAUAUCACAUCAAUUCACUCACAAUUACAAUCUUUCAACGAAACAUGUGAUGAUACUCAGAAAUUUUACACUACCAGUCAUAUGAGUCAGCAACAGCAACAACAGCAGCUACAACAGCAUUUGCAACAACCAGGAAAUAGUGAGAAAAUUAUUAGACCACAAGUGUUGCGCGCCAUGAAUAAACACUCCGUACUACUGCAAGAGUUACAUCAACGUCAAACGCAAGUGGCAAUCAGCAGAAGUACACAACUAGCAGCGGCUACUAAUAUACAGCACUUUGCAACCGGUUGCACAGCAACAUUGACUAUCACUACAAGUACAGUGACUGCAAACACAAGUGGUGCCGGAGUGGCCGCAACAGCUACUGUGUCUGCCGCUGCUGCUGCGGCUGUUGUGUCGCCCACUAAAGUAGCCACACAAAUGACGAGUAGUGGUGGUGGCAAGACUGCAACUAUACUUGUGUCAAAAUCAAAAACUAAAACUGGUUUACCGCUGCUAUUAAAACACUCCAUUAACAAUUAACAAGAAUGAAAAAAGUGCGGAUUAAACAGUUUAUAAAUUGUAACUUACGAAUGUUUGAAGAAUUGUCAUGUGAAAUGGUGACGUAAAGUUGCUGAAAUUACAUACAUAAAUCAACGACCGUUAACCUGUGCCCAAUAUUUAAGAAUUUAUAA
Messenger RNA from Bactrocera latifrons, 2078 nucleotides. It is a transcript of the gene homer, whose product is annotated as homer protein homolog 2. Gene Ontology annotation, molecular function: G protein-coupled glutamate receptor binding. NCBI's taxonomy places the organism in Eukaryota, Metazoa, Arthropoda, Insecta, Diptera, Tephritidae. Bases 91 to 1260 code for a protein of 389 amino acids. Gene Ontology annotation, cellular component: cytoplasm; plasma membrane; dendrite. The record is from RefSeq and is a predicted model, not a curated record. The transcript is spliced from 8 exons. Gene Ontology annotation, biological process: regulation of store-operated calcium entry; G protein-coupled glutamate receptor signaling pathway.